UUAUGCUCAAAAGAGGCAAUUUCACCUUUUUAUCAAAAAAUUGACAGAAUUUACAAAUAUGAAUUUCAACUGCAGACUACCAAAUAGAAGAAAUGUAACUGCAGCAGUUGCAACUGUAUAAAGUCAAACAGACUAGGUAUAGUUAUGACUAUAGUAUUUACAACUGCAUAUACUUUUAAGUACAAUGUUUUUACAACUACAUCCAACCAAACGGCCCCUAAAACGUACAAACACAGUAUUCAUGGAUCUCGAUUGUGACUCAACCCAUUCAGUCUCACGCAAAUUCGAACAUGACUCGGCCAGCCUCAUGUCAUUUCAAAUAUGACUCGGCUAGCUUGAUCUCUCGCCAAGCUACAGGGUAGAAUGCUGAUCCAUUUAAAUCAUCAAAUAUCUGUAUUUCCCAACCAAAAUCGAUGCCGUUGCGGUUAAACAAAUUCUUCAAACCCGAUACCCGAAAUCCGAAACCCGAUACCCGAUGCCUUUCACUCUCGUCGACCUCCUCCUCCUCCUCGUCUUCGUGUUCCUCUUUCUCUUCUUCUCCACCCCCCUACUCUUUUCCUCUUUUCCCCUUCUCCACCCCAAAACCCUAGCGUCCUCCUCCUCCUCCUCCUCCUCCUCCUCUCUCGCGUCCUCUCCACCCCUUCCUCGUCCAUGGCGCAGAGCAACAACAGCGCCAUCCCCAUCACCGAGCAGUUCUGGUCCCUCGUCGACAAGGCCGAUCGCCGCUUCUCCCGCGUCCGCGAUCGCCCCUCCCACGACCGCAAUCGGGACGACGGGGACUUCCACAAGGCGUUCAAGCUCUACACGCGGCUAUGGAAGAUGCAGCAGGAGCACCGCGCGGCGCUCACCGAUGCCGGGAUGCGGCGGUGGGAGGUGGGCGAGAUCGCGUCCCGCAUCGCCCAGCUCUACUACGGCCAGUACCGCCGCACCAGCGACUCCUCCUACCUCGCCGAGGCCUUCGUCUUCUACGAGGCCGUCCUCGACCGCGAGUACCUCCGCGACGCCCCCUCCGCCCCCUCCGCCGCCGCCGCCGCCGCCGAGGUCGCCCUCGCGCACAAGCAGCUCCGCCUACUCGUAAGGUUCCUCAACGUUUCGCUCAUCCUCGGGCGCCGCGAGAUGGUCUUGCGGCUCGCAUCGCUCCUCCGGAUCGUCCUCGAGGAGCACAGGCGAGGUUUUCAGGAAACAGAGUAUAAAGAGUGGAAACAUGUGGUUCAAGAAGUUGUGAGAUUUCUUAAAGCUGAUACACCGUUUAUGAACAUGAGGCCCUUAAGGUAUAGCUUUGCCUUUGAUCCCCCCCCAGACACGCUUCCAAGUGUGGUGCCUGGCGGCACAAAGAGAAGUCUAGCACUGCGUGAUGCAGUCCUGUGCAGCUACUACCACAACGAGGUAAAGAUUGGAGAGCUUACACUAGAUACUUUCAGAAUGCUGCAGUGUCUAGAGUGGGACCCAUGUGGGAUGUUCUCACUGAAGAGUGGAGCUGAUGGUACCCAUAGUGGAAUGGGGCUUAAUAGUCACAAUCUACUACAGGAUAUACGGGAUCCUUCUUUGCCGCUAAAUCCACGAAAAUUGAUACUGUAUCGUCCAUCUAUCACCCAUUUCCUUAUGGUCCUUGCGACGAUGUGCGAAGAGUUGCCUCAUGAUGGGAUCUUGUUAAUAUAUCUUUCAGCUGCAGAUACUGCAGAGAAGAUCACAGGGAGCUUUAGGAAACUCGAUAUAUCCUCUCCAAGCAACUCGCCAGUUAAUAGCCCUCCUGAAUCCUCUUCCCCCAUAACAGGGUCCCAGAAAAUAAACAAUGAACUUCACUUAUGGCUGGGUUCUCAUGGGAGUGAAGGUUCAAAGUAUAUUUAUCCUUGCGAUUUGGUACCAUUUACAAGAAGACCUCUGUUUCUGGUGAUUGACAGUAAAUGCAGCCACGCAUUCAAGGCUAUAAAUGGGUCAGAGAAGGGAGAGACAGCAGCUAUGCUUCUUUCCCCAAUCUCUCGACCUCCGACAGCUGCGGCUGGCGAUGAUUCUUCUCGCUCCCAAAAUGGUAGCCAAUUCACAAUGUUCCUCACAGCACCGUUGCAAGCUUUCUGCUUCUUGAUUGGAAUUUCGGGCACAAAUAUCGACAAGGUCUUUGAGAAAUAUGUUGCGGCUGAGAAGCUACUCUCAUUAUCCCUGAAGGAAUGGGAAACGACUUUGGUGGCAUCCGACGCUCUCCAUCCGGUCUGGAUUCAAGCAUUGGGUGAUCCCUUUUUAAGGCGAUUCAUCCUCAGAUUUAUAUUUUGUCGAGCUUCUCUUGCGCUGUUUAAACUGACAAACGGCGAGGAGGAAUUCCUUCCUGGCUGCACCCCUCAAUUACCCGAAUCCCUUGAUCCAGAUGCCGCUCUCUCCCAAUCUUGUAUCCUGCGGCUCGCCAACUUCUUCAACGCCGCCGACCAGUUUGCUUUCACCGAAGGAAUCGCACGAUCGUCUGAGUCAGAUGCUGAUUUGAUUACUGAGGCUUCGGAUGUCCGCUAACCGCAUUUCUCAGGACCCAAUUGAAUGCCGAGAAUAUCAGAUAUAUCUCGGGCGGAUGUGAAUAUCCUGUUGAUAUUCUUAUUUAUUCACGGUAAAUUCUUUAACUGCUGUUGUGAUUUGCCAAAGGUACUCUGAUUCUUUGCUCAGUUAUAGGGAAUCAAAUUCCUGUGUGUGUGAAAUGUAAAACGGAGAGCUUGGUCGAAAGUACGAAACUCGCAGGAGAGCGUCGAAGAAGUAGAAAGGGUACAAACGCCUCCGUUUACAGAACAUGGGACGGUUACGGUGAUCGACUUGCCUUGGUUCUCCAGUAACUUUGAUCUGAUUGUAAAUCUCCAUCCAAAGCUCAACAAGUUGCAGUUUACAACAACGCGAACUAUCAAUUUGAUCUCAUCGGCGGCGAUCCGGUUUGAAUUUUCCCUAUACGUAGCUAGCUACUAUGUGAUGGGACAUAUCUUUAUAAGAUUUUAAUAGCACUAUAGUUUAUACCUUAGGCAGUGAUUUGUAUAAUCUGAUAUAGUUCUUAGUUGAGUUUCCUACUCUACGGUAGUGUUAACUGCACCAUUGGUAUUCAACCUUUAUCUGAAUUUUCGUUGUGAUUCCUUACUCUUUUUUUUUUGUUUCCGAUUAAGUUUCUAAUCUUUAUUAUUUGUUGCAGUGAAGUUCCCAGUUUGUGAAA
Messenger RNA from Ananas comosus (pineapple), 3175 nucleotides. RefSeq names its product protein SCAI. Gene Ontology annotation, cellular component: nucleus. NCBI's taxonomy places the organism in Eukaryota, Viridiplantae, Streptophyta, Magnoliopsida, Poales, Bromeliaceae. The coding region runs from base 652 to 2499 and encodes 615 amino acids. Gene Ontology annotation, biological process: DNA-templated transcription. The record is from RefSeq and is a predicted model, not a curated record. Gene Ontology annotation, molecular function: transcription corepressor activity. The transcript is spliced from 10 exons.